Molecule: messenger RNA, 279 nt
Organism: Lathyrus sativus (Indian pea)
Lineage: Eukaryota; Viridiplantae; Streptophyta; Magnoliopsida; Fabales; Fabaceae
Source: the annotation of a GenBank genome assembly
AUGGAUUCCCAAAAGAUGAGUCAUCAAGCUGGACAGGCCCACGGCCAAGUUCAGGAGAAGUUGAGCCAUCAUGCUGGACAAGCACAAGAGAAGUUGAGCCAUCAUACUGGACAGGCAGAGGGCCAAGCUCAAGAGAAGACUAGCAACUUGAUGGACAUGGCUAGCAAUGCUGCUCACACUGUAAAAGAAACUGUUCAAGAGGCUGGUCAGCAUGUGAAGGCAUCGGCACAAGGAGCUGCUGAGGCUGUGAAGAAUGCAACUGGCUUAAACCAGAAGUGA